Molecule: messenger RNA, 1393 nt
Organism: Linepithema humile (Argentine ant)
Lineage: Eukaryota; Metazoa; Arthropoda; Insecta; Hymenoptera; Formicidae
Source: RefSeq, a predicted model, not a curated record
AUGGACUAUUUUCACAUAUGUCUCGAAAGCGUGCGGAAGCUGUCGGUGGGCAAAACGAAACAUCUGAUGUUGAAAGCUCUGGCGGAUACUCUGGGUGGUUACUUACGGGUCUACAUUCUGCCCCUUACGAGACACUCGUAUUACGCGGGGAACAUCAAGUAUCGCAACGUGAGGAUGCUGUUCGAGCUUUUCGACGAGCUGAAAAUCUUUCUUCGGACGAACGGCGCCGGCUGGUCGAAGCCUCGUCGAAACGCUAACAAUGUCAGGAUUCCUUCCAUCGUAAUUACGCCGCCAAAAACUUCAGUCGCGUGUAACGGGCUUAUCACUUACUCGGCGCCUUUCGAACGCGGUGAUUAUCGAAGCUUCGCGUUCAGAAAAAAGAAACGAUCGACGAUGAUGAAGCGGGGACAUUCGAGACGUGCAGUCGACGGCUAUAACGAAGCUACAACGAGCGAAGUCAUAGUACCACUUCCGUUUCUCGAUAACGAAAUAGAACCCAACAGCAUCGCGUUGCCCUUCAAAACCGACAGCCUGCAAUCAUUGUAUUCAGAAAAGUCGGCUUUCGCACUCGUAAAGUACUACAUCGCUAGCGUGAAAUGCAUUACCUCGCGAUCGAGCACGAGAACGCAGCUCCAAACGUUCAACAAGGACUUCCACGCUUGGCUGCAACAAUCUGUGCGACGACACCUGGAUGACGAAAAGUGGUAUCCAGCGUUCGGAGGUGUUCUGAGAGUAAUGGCUACCUUGCGGGAAUCAGGUAUAAGUAGCGGUAUUGCGAAGAGCAAGACAAGCGGAACAUAUCAAGUUAUGCCCAAAGGUGUGGAACGUGCUAGUCAGGCGGACAAGAACGUGUUGUCGCUUUAUAAAGAAAAGGGAGAAAGUAGCGUAAUGACAACUACGGAAAUCGUGAUUAUAGCGGUGGUAUCCGCAUUGGUAAUAUGGUUGCUGGUGGGUUUGAGCUUGGUGUGCUACAGAUUCCUCACUCAUAAUUCCGAGAGAUGUCCGCCGUGCGAAUCGAAAACAACUCCAUUUGCGGUUCUGUAUAAGAAUGCGGACUAUUGCCAGCCCGAUACAUGUCCCUCAAAGCCAUUGCGCAAAGGCGUGGUUGAAAAAUUAAAGGAAUGGUGGAGGAAUAGGUUUGGACGAUGCCCAGGAGGAUGCCAAGAGCAUGCGGACGAGGAGCGUUGCUUAGCCGCAAUCAGUUACAGCAGCAAAGAUACUGUCAGCAGUAGCAGCAGGAUUUAUCCAAGGAAGAAAUACACUAAAUCUACGUCCGCUUUGCCAUCAGGGAUGUUCAGAAGUCGUACACAUUUCAAACAUAGUGUUUGCUAUAGUUCCGAAGGAUCAACCACUUACUCUGACAGUCCAGCUAAACCGAGAUAACAAUUGCAAU